ACCAGAACCAAAUACGUUUGACCAGAAUAGUUUUUGUUUUUUUGUGCAGUGUUUUUAAAGUGUUUGAAAAAAUAACUCAGUAGUGAUAAUAUUUCGCAUUAACAUCUUUUAAUGAUUUUAUAAAAGUAUAUCAAUUGUGUAACAUAUUAUAUACUUGUUUUACAAAAUUACGACGCAAUAAAAAUCGCACUAAUUAGUGAACUGCUUUGUGUGCUUUAAAAACAUUCUUUUGUGAUGGAGGAAGAUCACGAAGAACUUUUGCAGUGUACUGAUGACGAAUCUUUAUCUGAAACAGAAGAACAAUGCUGUCCUAUGCAAAAGUCUGAAGAGCAUUAUUUGCCACCCUUAACAUUUUUUGUUCAUACAAAAUUGAAAUUCUUCAGUUACCUUGUUUUGCUUAUACUUUCAACAUUUUGCCUUUUAAUUGUUGUUCCUCUUUAUACUAGUUCAAUUAAUGCGAAAGGAAAUAUUUAUUCCAUUCUUAUAAUAAAUACCUUAUAUACUUGCUGUAUACAUUUAGUAAUAUUCGGAAUUCUAAGUGUAAUAAGUGAAAAGUAUAAAUAUACUAAGUUUUUCAAAAUUCCUAUUAAAUUUUGGGAGUUAAUUAAACUUUCUGGAAUUUAUUUGCUUUGUGGAUUAAUAUACUUUUAUGCCACUGAUAGAAAUAAAGUUGUAUGUCAUUUACAAGAUCCUCUGAAAGGCAUUAUUGUAGUAUUUUCUCUGCUGUACUACUUUUUCUUUUGUAGAAAUUUGAUGGGCCUUCAUAGAAUAUUUUCAACUACUGCAGUAAUAGUUGGUCUAUUUGUGGCAAUUGAUUAUGGAUUAUGUGAUGAAUUUGUUUGCAGAGGGUAUGAUAGAAAACAAGCUUUUGAUGAUUCAGGUCCAUGGUCUUGGAAAGUACACAGUAUAUGGACAGGAAUAUACAUUUCUGGACUGACAUCGUUUGCUGCAUAUUUUACAUUGCUAGAUAGACACGUUAUGCCUGAAAAUGAUAUGAUGUCUCAUAAUCUAAUCUCAAAUUGUUUUGUGAACACAAUAUCGAGAUCAGUGACUACAUCAACUUCAAAUUUAGUUUCUGCAAAAACUGAAGAAAUCCAAAGUAAAGUAAAUGUUCAGUUACCUAAAUGUAAAUCCGCUUUGCAGUUGUCAUUUUGGAUACACAUAUUUGUUUUUGGUUUAAUGUUGCUUACAUUUUGGAUUGAUUUUAUACCUGGUGUUGGAAAGGGUAACACACCAGCUGAAUCUUGGAAUUAUACAUUGAAUGGUCUCAUGUGCCACGUUGCUAAGCCAAACACUGAAAAUUGUGGUAAUGUCUUUUGGUACAUGAUAGCAUUUCAGAUUGCCUAUGCAAUAUUUGCUCUAUCGUCCGUCAAAUUUUUAAUGCUGUCCCAAUCAGCUGUUUUUACAGUUGCAGCUAUGUCUUGUGCUUUGCCCUUGAUUGGUAUUUGGUGGUCGAUGUUUUAUGCCACGCCAAAUGGUAUUUUGGUGUGGUCUCCGAAAAUAAGAGGUGAAUUUGUAUGUUCCAUCAUUGGGAUACCAAUAGUAAGUAUCGGAUUGGGAUUACUAUGUAAGGCGCAUUUUGAAGAUUAUCGCAGGUUUAUAACAGGUCGUAUGACAACUAGAAGUCAGUUGCCAUAAAUUAUUUUUCUAAUUUUGCAUUUCCGAGAUUCUGUUCAUAUAUCUUCACCUAUUAUAUAGAGAAAUUAUUAAUU
Molecule: messenger RNA, 1712 nt
Organism: Sitophilus oryzae (rice weevil)
Lineage: Eukaryota; Metazoa; Arthropoda; Insecta; Coleoptera; Curculionidae
Exons: 5
Coding region: 235-1638 (467 amino acids)
Source: RefSeq, a predicted model, not a curated record